CACAAAUUGUUAUGUUUAUGUGUGAAAAGAGAAUUGAAGAAUACACAAAUAAAUAGAGCAUAGGCAAUAAGUUUUGAUUACAAUGGGAAAAAAGAGGGGAUCCGAAAUGAACGUUUUAUUUGGAUGGUUGAUGAAGUUAUCUAUCAAAGUUAAAAUCUUUUUGGGAACAUUGGUUGCGCUUUGUGCUUUGGUGGCUCUAGGUUUUACCAUCAAAGAUCAUGAAUAUUUCUUCGUAGUCGCUGAAGCUGUUCAUCUUGCUGGGACUAUUGUCCUCUUAUACAAGCUCUUCACCAAGAAAACUUGCUCUGGUUUAUCACUUAAAACCCAAGAGAUCACAGCUUUGUACCUAUCAGGAAGAUUAAUUUGUGGCAUGCUGUUGAGAAAUGUUGUUGGCAUCUACAUGUACAUUAUGCUAGACUUGGUAUUUCUCUUGUCAACAUUACUCACAAUAUGGAAGAUAAGGUUCAAAUUGAAGUCCUCCUAUAUUAAAGAGCUUGACACCGUACGAGUGCCUUUUAUGGUGGUGAGUUGUGCAAUCCUUGCGAUAAUAAUCCACCCGCGUUCAAGUGAUUUUUCUUUCACUAACACCCUUUGGGCAUUCUGUGUGUACUUGGAAGCCAUUUCAGUUUUCCCUCAACUUCGUUUCAUGCAAAAUGCAAAGAUGGUUGAAACAUUUACAGGAUACUAUGUGUUUUCGCUUGGUAUUUCAAGAUUCUUGGCAUUGGCUCAAUGGAUAAUUCAGAUCUAUAAGACUCGAGGAACAUAUCUAUUUUUGCUAGGUAGUGGCAAUAUUUGGUUCUUGGCAGCCUUGCUAGCAGAAAUGGUACAAUCGUUUAUUUUGGCUGAUUUUUGUUACUAUUACAUAAAAAGCUUCAAACAAGGCCAACUUUUGAGGAAAAUGCCAAUUUAAGGCCCGAGUUACAGAUUUAUAGUGUGUUUAGAUUUAAGAACAACCAAACUUAAGACCAGUUGUUGAUACAUGUGCUUUUCUUAUUUUUAUGUGACAAUAUAUGUUCUGAGGGAUAUAUAAAAUGAUUUUACACAUUUUAUA
Messenger RNA from Arachis duranensis, 1051 nucleotides. RefSeq names its product ER lumen protein-retaining receptor. NCBI's taxonomy places the organism in Eukaryota, Viridiplantae, Streptophyta, Magnoliopsida, Fabales, Fabaceae. Bases 83 to 910 code for a protein of 275 amino acids. Gene Ontology annotation, biological process: protein retention in ER lumen. The record is from RefSeq and is a predicted model, not a curated record. Gene Ontology annotation, cellular component: membrane. The transcript is spliced from 6 exons. Gene Ontology annotation, molecular function: ER lumen protein retrieval receptor activity.